AUGUCUUGGGAUAACGAGAUUGUGAUGCGUGAUGUCACGAACGCCUGCCUCGUCGUGAGUGAUCGAAUAGGCCGAGAAGUUGCUACUCAGCUCGACCUCGAAGAAGCCCUGGAAGCUUCUAGAUAUGCUAGUCAUCCCUACUCAACUCAUCCCAGAGAGUGGCCUCCUAUGGUUGAAUUGGUGGAUACUUGGGAGUUGCCUCAAGUGCUCAUUGAUCGGUAUAAUGCAGCCGGUGGGGAGGGAACUGCUUUAUGUGGAAUUUUUCCGGAGAUACGUAGAGCAUGGGCAUCAGUGGAUAACACUCUAUUCCUUUGGCGUUUCGAUAAGUGGGAUGGUCAAUGUCCUGAAUAUACUGGGGACGAACAAGCUAUUUGUGCAGUUGGCCUGGUGAAAGCCAAACCUGGCAUCUUUGUUGAGGCUAUUCAGUACCUUUUAGUUCUGGCAACUCCUGUUGAGUUGAUUCUUGUAGGAGUAUGUUGCUCGGGAAAUGGUGAUGGAACCGAUCCAUAUGCAGAGGUUUCAUUACAACCUUUGCCUGAGUAUACAGUACCAACUGAUGGAGUGACUAUGACAUGUAUUGCUUGUACUGAUAGAGGUCAUAUGUUCCUGGCUGGUCGUGAUGGCCACAUUUAUCAAAUGCAUUAUACGACUGGUUCAGGUUGGCAUAAACGUUGUCGUAAAGUUUGUCUAACUGCAGGUGUUGGAAGUGUCAUUUCAAGGUGGGUUUUGCCAAAUGUAUUCAAGUUUGGUGCAAUUGACCCAAUUGUUGAAAUGGUUGUUGAUAAUGAGAGGCACAUAUUGUAUGCGCGUACUGAAGAGAUGAAAAUUCAAGUCUUUUCUCUUGGAGCAAAUGGGGAUGGAUCACUUAAGAAGGUGGCAGAGGAGAGAAAUUUAAUCAAUCAGAGGGAUUCACAUUAUGGUGGUCGGCAGCCAGCAGGAUCAAGGGCACCUUCUCGAUCGGCUAAAACAUCUAUAGUUUGUAUUUCACCUUUAUCUACAGUAGAAUCGAAGUGGCUUCAUCUUGUUGCUGUUUUAUCAGAUGGCAGAAGGAUGUACCUUUCCACUGCUCCAUCAAGUGGAAACAAUGGUGCUGCUGGAGGUUUAGGUGGAUUCAGUACUAAUAGUCAGAAAGCAAUCUGCUUAAAAGUUGUAACAACCAGGCCUUCUCCUCCUUUGGGGGUGGGUGGUGGGCUUUCCUUUGGGGCCAUAUCUCUUGCUGGUAGAUCUCAAAAUGAAGAUCUAUCAUUGAAGAUAGAGUCAGCAUGUUAUUCUGCUGGAACUCUUAUCCUUUCUGAUUCAUCCCCGUCAACCGUCUCUUCCCUUCUGAUUGUCAACAGGGAUACAAGCACACAAUCAUCUUCAUCUGGUAGCUUAGGAACUGUUACAAGGAGUUCUCGAGCCCUGCGGGAAUCUGUAUCUUCCCUACCCAUUGAAGGUCGAAUGCUCUCUGUGUCAGAUGUUCUACUGCACCCAGAUACAGCAGCCACUGUGCAGUCACUAUAUUCUGAGAUCUGUGGAUUUGAUAACUCAGGGGAAUCCUGUGAAAAGGCAGCUGUAAAACUUUGGGCUAGAGGAGACCUUGCAACCCAACAUAUGCUACCAAGAAGGAGGAUUGUUGUGUUCAGUACCAUGGGCAUGAUGGAAAUAGUUUUCAACAGGCCAGUUGACAUCCUGAGAAGGAUGUUUGAGUCCAAUUCGCCCCGAUCAAUACUGGAGGAAUUUUUCAAUCGUUUUGGAGCUGGAGAGGCUGCUGCAAUGUGCUUAAUGCUAGCUGCAAGGAUAGUCCACACUGAAAACCUCAUAAGCAAUGUGGUUUCUGAGAAGGCUGCUGAGGCUUUUGAGGACCCAAGAAUGGUUGGGAUUCCGCAACUUGAAGGUAGUGGUGCAUUGUCAAAUAGUCGAACUGCUGCUGGGGGAUUUAGCAUGGGGCAGGUUGUUCAAGAGGCAGAGCCUGUUUUUUCAGGUGCUCAUGAAGGGCUCUGCUUGUGCUCGUCAAGGUUACUUUUGCCUUUAUGGGAGCUACCUGUUUUUGUCACAAAAGGCAGCAUAGGUUCUUCGGAUGCAAAGGAUGAGAACGGAAUAAUUGUGUGCAGACUCUCUGUUGGGGCAAUGCAAGUCCUUGAAGACAAAAUUCGCUCUCUAGAGAAGUUUCUGAGAUCCAGAAGAAAUCAAAGAAGGGGACUCUAUGGUUCUGUUGCUGGUCUUGGAGACUUUACAGGUUCAAUUUUGAUUGGAACUGGUUCAGAUCUUGGUGCCACUGACAGAAGUAUGGUACGGAAUUUAUUUGGUCCUUACUCUCGAAAUGUUGAAUCUAAUGAAGGUGGCUCACUUACUAAAAGGCAGCGGCUUCCCUAUAGUUCUGCAGAACUAGCUGCCAUGGAGGUGAGAGCAAUGGAAUGUAUCAGGCAGUUGCUCCUCAGAUGCGGUGAAGCUCUAUUUUUGCUCCAACUUCUUUCGCAGCAUCAUGUCACACGUCUGGUUCAGGCCUUGGAUGCGAAUUUGAGGCAGGCAUUAGUUCAGCUGACAUGCCAUCAGCUAGUAUGUUCCGAGGAUGGUGACCGACUUGCUACGAGGCUUAUAUCUUCGCUGAUGGAGUAUUACACAGGUCCUGAUGGUAGGGGAACAGUAGAUGAUAUUAGUAAUAGACUACGGGAUGGUUGUCCUAGCUAUUACAAGGAGGCUGAUUACAAAUUUUACUUAGCCGUGGAAUGCCUUGAGAGAGCUGCUGUUACUUCCAAUAGUGAGGAGAGGGAAGAUCAUGCUAGAGAGGCCUUCAAUUACUUAAGUAAAGUUCCGGAAUCUGCAGAUCUGCGAGCUGUUUGCAAACGUUUUGAGGACUUGAGAUUUUAUGAAGCUGUAGUUCGCUUACCUUUGCAAAAGGCACAGUCCCUUGACCCUGCUGGUGAUGCUUUCAAUGAGCAAAUAGACGUAGGAAUUCGAGAACAUGCUCUUUCUCAGCGUGUGCAAUGUUAUGAGAUUGUCAACAGUGCUUUGCGUGCUCUGAAAGGUGAAACCUCACGGAGGGAAUUUGGAUCUCCUAUUAAACCUGUUGCACAAUCUGUCCUUGAUCCAGCCUCGAGGAAAAGAUUUAUUUGCCAGAUUGUUCAACUUAGCGUGCAAUCUUCAGAUAGAGUUUUUCACGAGUAUCUGUACCGGACAUUGAUUGAUUUGGGCCUUGAAAAUGAAUUGCUGGAAUAUGGAGGCCCAGAUUUGGUGCCUUUUCUGCAAAGUGCUGGUCGUGAACAUAUACAAGAGGUCCGGGCUGUUUCUACAAUAACGUCAGCAGUUUCUCCACUGGGUCAUUCAGGAGUAUCUAUUCCAUCUAAUCAAGCAAAGUAUUUUGAGCUUCUAGCGAGAUAUUAUGUCUUGAAGCAGCAGCAUGUUCUUGCAGCGCAUGUAUUGUUAAGAUUGGCCGAAAGGCGCUCUACUGAUGUUGGGAACGUCCCUACACUGGAACAGAGACGUCAAUACCUGAGUAAUGCAGUUCUGCAGGCAAAGAGUGCAAGCGACCAUGAUGGUCUAAUAGGUCCUGGUCGAGGUGCUUUUGACAGUGGCCUGCUGGAUUUGCUUGAAGGGAAGCUUGCUGUUCUUCAAUUUCAAAUAAAGAUCAAAGAUGAAUUGGAGGCUAUAGCCUCCAGGUCAGAGGGUUCUCCUAGCAUAUCUGAAUCUGUCCCAAGUGACUCAUUACCUGAUUACAGCCGCUCUACUGAUGCCAGUUUGGCGCACACCAUACAAGAAAAGGCCAAGGAGUUAUCAUUGGAUUUAAAGAGUAUCACUCAAUUAUAUAAUGAAUAUGCAGUUCCAUUUGAGCUGUGGGAGAUAUGUCUGGAAAUGCUGUAUUUUGCAAACUAUUCUGGUGAUGCUGAUAGUAGUAUUGUAAGAGAGACUUGGGCUAGACUCAUUGAUCAAGCUAUUUCAAGGGGUGGCAUUGCUGAGGCUUGUUCAAUUCUAAAGAGGGUUGGUUCCCACAUCUAUCCUGGAGAUGGAGCUGUUUUACCUUUAGAUACACUAUGCCUUCACCUUGAGAAGGCUGCAAUGGAGAGAUUGGUUUCAGGGGUUGAAUCGGUUGGAGAUGAAGAUGUUGCAAGAGCUCUUCUAGCUGCUUGCAAGGGUGCAGUCGAACCUGUAUUGAAUGCUUAUGACCAACUACUAUCCAGUGGAGCAAUUGUGCCAUCGCCAAGUUUAAGGUUACGCCUUCUCCGUUCAGUACUGGCUGUGCUCCGGGAGUGGGCAAUGACACUGUUUGCGCACAGAAUAGGUACAAGUGUCACUGGGGCAUCUCUCAUUCUUGGUGGAGCAUUUUCGAUGGAGCAAACUACAGCUAUCAGCCAAGGAGUUCGUGAUAAGAUCACUAGUGCAGCAAACAGGUAUAUGACUGAGGUGCGGAGAUUAGCUCUUCCAAAGAACCAAACAGAGGGUGUCUACCAAGGCUUUCGAGAGCUUGAAGAGUCGCUUUCAAGUCCUUUUUCUUUUCAGCGGUUUUGAUCCUUCUUGCGAUGUAUUGUAUAAUGUACUUCUUUCUGCAUAUAUUGAUGCAAUAAGAUGUUUUAUCAUCACAAAUAUCAUCGAAUCACAUAUUUGCUCCCAUGUCAAAUGUAAGGUAGGGUUUUGCAGAAGCAUGUGGCGAUGAACAAAACACUCAGUUAUUUGGUUGCUUCAGUUGUUGCAUUAUGGCUGUGUCUGGAAGGACAUGCAAAAGAUAUGGAAAAGUGCUGUAGGAGAGGUAUGUUUCAUUGUGUAUGCAACAGUCUUAUUUUAAGCAGGGUCCCAAUGGUGCACAAUUUGAGGUGGAGAUGCUUGCACCCAAAUCUCUCUCUCUCUCUCUCUC
Messenger RNA from Ilex paraguariensis (yerba mate), 4828 nucleotides. The record is from the annotation of a GenBank genome assembly. NCBI's taxonomy places the organism in Eukaryota, Viridiplantae, Streptophyta, Magnoliopsida, Aquifoliales, Aquifoliaceae.